CUCUGCUGUGCCCUAAAAUGACAAUAGCAUCUUUGAAUUGCUAAAAAUUAUUUUGGGUCAUACAUACAUCUUCAAACCCCAUUCCAACAAAAAACACAGAAAAUCAAAGACUUCCAUAUUGACUCAACAUGGUUCGUUUGAGAGAGGGGCUUAGUUUUCUUUUCAGUAACCGAUGGCUGGUGUUUGUGGCAGCAAUGUGGAUACAAUCGUGUGCGGGGAUUGGGUACCUUUUUGGGAGUAUAUCGCCGGUGAUAAAGAGCUCUUUGAACUACAAUCAGAAGCAGAUUGCGAGGUUGGGUGUGGCUAAGGACCUUGGGGAUAGUGUUGGAUUCUUGGCUGGUAGUUUGUGUGAAGUCUUGCCUUUAUGGGGUGCUCUUCUUGUUGGUGCUGUGCAGAACUUUGUUGGGUAUGGUUGGGUUUGGCUCAUCGUUACAGGUCGAGCUCCAACUUUGCCAUUGUGGGCUAUGUGCAUUCUUAUAUUUGUUGGAACAAAUGGUGAGACCUACUUUAAUACAGCAGCACUAGUCUCAUGUGUGCAAAACUUCCCCAAAAACCGGGGUCCUGUGGUGGGAAUACUGAAGGGCUUUGCUGGGUUGGGGGGUGCGAUUCUGACUCAGAUAUAUGCGGUAAUGCAUACCCCCAAUCAUGCUUCACUCAUAUUUAUGGUUGCAGUAGGGCCAACAAUGGUGAUUAUCGCACUUAUGUUCAUUGUCAGGCCUGUUGGAGGUCACAGGCAAGUCCGCCUAUCUGAUGGGUCAAGUUUUUCAUUAAUAUAUGCUGUGUGCCUUCUUCUGGCUGCUUAUCUGAUGGGGGUUAUGCUCGUUGAAGAUCUAGUUGAUGUGAGCCACACUGUGAUCAUAAUUUUCACAGUGAUUUUAUUCAUUCUUUUAUUAAUCCCAAUUGUGAUCCCCACCUGGCUGAGUUUUUCCCCAGAGCCAAGAGAUCCAACAGAAGAGGCUCUUUUACUUGAGCCACAUAAACAAGACCCUGGAAAAUCUGUAAAUGAUGUGCAUGAGGUCAUAUUUAGUGAGUUGGAAGAUGAGAAGCCUAAGGAAGUGGACUUGCUUCCAGCUUCAGAGAGGCAAAAAAGAAUAGCACAACUUCAAACAAAACUAUUUCAAGCAGCUGCAGAAGGAGCAGUGAGGGUCAAGAGGAGAAGGGGGCCGCACAGAGGGGAAGACUUUACAUUGAUGCAAGCUUUGAUAAAGGCAGAUUUCUGGCUUAUCUUUUUCUCACUCCUAUUUGGUUCUGGAUCCGGUUUGACCGUGAUUGAUAAUCUCGGUCAGAUGAGCCAGUCUUUGGGAUAUGAUGACACACAUGUAUUUGUUUCCAUGAUCAGCAUUUGGAACUUUCUCGGCCGGAUUGGUGGCGGUUACUUCUCUGAGUUAAUUGUCAGGGACUAUGCUUAUCCAAGGCCAGCAGCCAUGGCUGUCGCCCAAGUAAUAAUGGCAGUUGGGCUUUUCUUCUUUGCUGUGGAUUGGCCUGGAGCUAUAUACAUUGGGACUCUGCUAGUCGGGCUUGGUUACGGGGCCCAUUGGGCCAUUGUGCCUGCUACUGCCUCUGAGUUAUUCGGCCUAAAGAAGUUCGGGGCGUUGUACAAUUUUCUCACUCUAGCAAACCCUGCAGGUUCACUAGUCUUCUCGGGUCUACUUGCUAGCAGUAUAUAUGACAUGGAAGCAGAGAAGCAAGCUCGGAAUCACAAUCAACAAAGCAGGGUAUCGGUUUUUUCAGGCAUUCUUAAUUUGGAUGAACCACUUAAGUGUGAAGGUGCAACAUGCUUCUUCUUGACUUGCAUAAUAAUGUCGGGGCUCUGCAUUAUUGCGUUUGUUUUAAGCAUGAUUCUUGUUUACCGGACUAAGAGUGUUUACACUCACCUCUAUGGAAAAUCUCGUACUUAA
Messenger RNA from Ilex paraguariensis (yerba mate), 1898 nucleotides. NCBI's taxonomy places the organism in Eukaryota, Viridiplantae, Streptophyta, Magnoliopsida, Aquifoliales, Aquifoliaceae. The record is from the annotation of a GenBank genome assembly.